Xylona heveae TC161 is the source of this 1062-nucleotide messenger RNA. Its product is annotated as homoserine kinase. The transcript is spliced from 2 exons. Gene Ontology annotation, molecular function: ATP binding; homoserine kinase activity. The coding region runs from base 1 to 1062 and encodes 353 amino acids. NCBI's taxonomy places the organism in Eukaryota, Fungi, Ascomycota, Xylonomycetes, Xylonales, Xylonaceae. The record is from RefSeq and is a predicted model, not a curated record. Gene Ontology annotation, biological process: L-threonine metabolic process.
AUGGAGUUCACCAUCCGCGCGCCGUGCUCGUCGGCCAACAUUGGCCCUGGCUUCGACGUGAUCGGCCUCGCCCUGUCCAUGUACCUCGAACUGCACGUCAAAGUGGACAAGAGCAAGACGACGUCGGAGAAGAUACUCAACUGCGGCAUCACGUACGAGGGCCAGGGCGGCCAGGGCAGCGUCAGCCUCAACCCGGAGCGCAACCUCAUCACCCGCGUCGCGUUGUACGUCCUGCGCUGCCACAACCAGCGCGCAUUCCCCAUCGAGACGAACAUUCACAUUGUCAACCCUAUCCCAUUGGGUCGCGGCCUGGGCUCUUCCGGCGCAGCAGUCGUCGCGGGCGUCUUUUUAGCCAACGAAGUCGGUCAAUUAGGUCUGUCCAAGGCUCGAAUGUUGGAUUACUGCUUGAUGGUCGAGCGACACCCCGACAACGUCGCCGCAGCCCUAUAUGGCGGAUUCGUCGGCACGUACCUGAACGAGCUGAAACCCGAAGACGUAUCGCGCCUGGAGAUCCCGCUCAGCGAAGUUCUGCCCGAAUGCACGGGCGGCGUGGACACUGGUCUCAAACCCCCCGACCCACCGCUCAACAUCGGGCACUACCACCAGUUCAAAUGGGCGCCCGAGAUCCAAUGCGUGGCCAUUAUCCCGCAAUUCAAAGUCCCCACCGCCGAGGCGCGCGAAGUGCUGCCCAAAUCCUACAUGCGCGCCGACGUCGUCUUCAACCUCCAGCGCAUUGCGCUCCUGCCCAUCGCCCUCGGCGAGUCCCCGCCCGACCCGGAAUUCAUCUACCUCUCCAUGCAGGACAAAGUGCACCAGCCCUACCGCAAGACCCUCAUCCCCGGCCUCACCGAGAUCCUGCAGAGCGUGACCCCCAAGAGCCACCCGGGCCUGCUGGGCAUCUGUCUCUCCGGCGCCGGACCCACCAUCCUCGCCCUCGCCACGGAGAAUUUCGAGCAGAUUGCACACACCCUCAUUGCCGAGUUCAAGACCAAGGGCAUCGAAUGUGAUUGGAAAUUGCUCGUUCCUGCGCAUGACGGCACCACCGCGACGUACAAGUCAUAG